Diaporthe amygdali is the source of this 1269-nucleotide messenger RNA. RefSeq lists its product as uncharacterized. The transcript has 2 exons. The record is from RefSeq and is a predicted model, not a curated record. Lineage: Eukaryota; Fungi; Ascomycota; Sordariomycetes; Diaporthales; Diaporthaceae. Gene Ontology annotation, biological process: secondary metabolite biosynthetic process. Bases 1 to 1269 code for a protein of 422 amino acids. Gene Ontology annotation, molecular function: FAD binding.
AUGUCGGAGCAGCAACGAAUCCACGUCGCCAUUGUGGGUGGUGGGAUCGGAGGAGUGGUUUUAGGUAUUGCACUUUCCAAAUUCCAGCACAUUACAUACACCAUUUUUGAGUCGCGGGGCGCAUUCGGCGAAAUCGGGGCCGGCGUGGGUUUCUUCAAGAACGGCCACUCUGCAAUGCGUCUGAUCGAUCCGCGCAUCUGGGAGAGCUAUUUGGAAAUAGCAUCCUUCAAUGGUUGGGAAGACAAGCAGGACGUGUGGUUCGACUUCCUGAAUGGCGAAAGGGGCGAGAACGAGGGCAGGCGGAUUAUCGAAGUGCAAAUGAACGAUCCAAAGGGGAUGAGUGGGGCGCAUCGCGCGAGUCUGCUGAACGCUCUGAUAAAGUUGCUGCCGGCCAACGUGACGGAAUUCAAUAAAAGGCUGGUUUCGGUGGAUCAAAGCCGGGAGAAUGUGGUUUGCCAGUUUGCGGACGGCAGCCAUCGCGAAGCAGACUUGGUGGUUGCGUGCGACGGCAUUUGGUCCGCUUGUCGACCGCUGGUAUUCGACAACCCGAAGUUGGCCUCCCCGAGAUUUACGGGCAAGGUUGCGUAUCGUGGCCUCUUACCUAUGAAGCUUGCUGAAGAAGUCUUGGGGGAUGAACAUGCGAACAACAGGACCAUGUUCCUUGGCCGCGGUGGCCAUGUCUUGACGUUUCCAGUGUCUAAUGGAGCGGUAAUGAACGUCGUCGCUUUCCAUGAUAGUGGCAAAACUACGUGGGAGGGCGAAUCUAUUCAGAAGCUACAGAUGGGGAAUGCUCAAAGGGACUUCAGUGAGUCCCAGUGGGGGUCAUGCGUGGUGAAGAUCGUGGAACUCCUACAACCAGACGUUUGGGCAAUAUUCGAACACGCGCCGGUGUCAACAUUCCAUAGUGGCCGGAUAUGUCUCCUUGGUGAUGCAGCCCACGCAAUGUCUCCUCAUUUAGGACAAGGGGCCGGAAUGGCCAUCGAAGACUCGUACAUUCUUUCUAAUCUUCUGGGCCACUGUUCGUCUCGAGAGGACAUAUUCGCCGCACUCGCCGCUUAUGACUCCGUCCGGGUACCGCGUGCUAUUAGAGUUACCUCGGAGAGUUUCGAGAACGGGAAACGCUUGGAUCUCCAAGGCAGCACUGCUGGGUGUGAUUUCGAUAAACUAGCUGAGGAACUUAACAAGGUAGCGAGGUGGAUAUGGGACCUGGAUUUAGAGGAGCAUCUGAAAACGGCAGCUGAAAAGCUUGAGCAAAUCAGAAAAUCAUAA